Molecule: messenger RNA, 5547 nt
Organism: Ixodes scapularis (black-legged tick)
Lineage: Eukaryota; Metazoa; Arthropoda; Arachnida; Ixodida; Ixodidae
Gene: eIF5B
Product: eukaryotic translation initiation factor 5B
Exons: 22
Coding region: 199-4110 (1303 amino acids)
Molecular function (GO): GTP binding; translation initiation factor activity; GTPase activity
Source: RefSeq, a predicted model, not a curated record
ACUUCAACUUCCGGGCUGAGCGGCUGAGCUGUAUGGCUGUAUUCCCCCUGACUAUGGCCACUUCCGGAAUCUCUAGAUGUCUCCAUACGCGGCACCGUGGCCUAGCAAAGUUACAUGCGAGUUCACGGAAAGUUGUGUUUUACGCUGCGUAAAACGAGAACGAUCGUCUUGUACAUAACGGGCGUGCGGUAAGAAGCCAUGGGGAAGGACCGAAAGGCAAAGAAAGACAAACUUGAGGACGAUGACACCCUCACGCAAGAGAUGGAAACUCUUACCAUCAAUGACAAAGGUGGUCUGAAGAAGAAGGCCAAAGAUGCCGAUGCCGGCGACGGCACCAACGAAGACGCUCCGAACCGGAAAGCCAAGGCGAAAAAGGGCGCCAAGAACGCGGACAGCGAUGACGAAGAUGCCCGGCCCGUCACCAAGGGGAAGAAGGGCAAGAAGGGAAAGGGCGGAGGCGAGAGCGAGGAGGAGGAGGAAGCAGUGAAGCCCGCACGGAAAGGGAAGAAAGGAAAGAAGGGGGCGGAGUCUGACGAGGAGGAGGAGCCAGCCACGAAACCGACCAAGGGGAAGAAGGGAAAGAAGAAGGGGGCAGAGUCUGACGAGGAAGAGGAGGAGGCGCCCAAGCUGCCCAAAGGAAAGAAGGGAAGGAAGGGGGCGGAGUCUGACGAGGAGGAGGAGGAGGCGCCCAAGCCGGCCAAAGGGAAGAAGGGAAGGAAGGCGGCGGAAUCUGAUGAGGAGGAGGAGGAGCCAGCGGCGAAACCAGCCAAGGGGAAGAAGGGAAAGAAAAAGGGGGCGGAGUCGGACGAGGAAGAGGAGGUUCCCAAGCUCCCCAAGGGGAAGAAGGGCAAAAAGAAGGGGGCGGAUUCUGACGAAGAGGAGGAGGCGUCGACGAAGAAAGCCGGCGGGUUCUCCCUGCUCGACCUGGGGGAGGAGGGGGAUGAAGGGGAGGAGAGUGGGAAGGAGGAAGAGCCUGAAGAGGAGGAGGAGAAGGUGGUCAGGGAGGAGAAGAAGGAAAAAAAGAAGAAGGAGAAAAAGAAGAAGAAAAAGCAGGACGACGACGAGGAUGAGUUGGACAAGAUGCUGGAGGAACUGGCCCUGGAGAUCGAGGGCAAAAACCCGCCUCCCUCCAAGGACGCUCCCGCCGCCACUCCUGCGGGAGACGAGGCAGCUGAAGCCAAAGAGGCAGCGGUGGCCAAGAAAAAGAAAAAGAGAGAAAAGAAGGCGGCUGCCAAGGAAGACGGGGCAGAGGAUGGAGAGGAACCCAAGGAGGAAGGUGCUGCCCCUGCCGCCGACACCAAAAAGUCCAAGAAGAAGAAAAAAGAUGCUGCCAAGAAAGAAGCAGAGGCUCCUGCUCCACCCAGCAAAGAGGCAACGCCGACACCCGCCGCCGAUUCCGAAGAACCCGCCGCGGCCGAUGUUGCCGAAGGUUCGGAUGAAGAGGGAGGCGAUGGCAAGAAAAAGAAAAAGAAGAAGAAAGACAAGGAGGAGGAGGACAAAAAGAAACUCAAAAGGCCGGGCUCUAAACAGAUUGCGGCCAUUCAGGAGCACCUGAAGAAAUUGAAGGAGGAGGAGGAGAAGAGGAAGCAAGAAGAGGAGGAGAGGAUAAAGGCCGAGGAAGAGGCGGAGAGGCAGCGUGAGGAGAAGUUGAAGCAAGAGCAAGAACGGAAGGAGCGCAAGAAGCAGAAGGAGAAGGAGAGGAGGGAAAGAGCGAAGGCGGAAGGCCGUCUGCUGACCAAGGCGCAGAAGACUGCCCGGGCGAGGAUGGAGGCCACCCUCAAGGCUCUCAAGGAGCAGGGUAUCGAGGUUCCCCAAAUUGGAGAGAAGAAAGAGAAACCGUCGAGGGCAAUGGACAGGCGGAGGAUGCAGAAGAAGAAGCCGGAGGACGGGGAGAAGACAGAGGAAGUCCCCCAAGUCCAGCUGGAAAUCCGGGGGCCCGAGGGAACGCCAAAGACGGACUCCGAGGAUCCGGGGAAGGAGGGCUCGCCGACCGAGGUCGCGGCCCACGAAGAAGACGACGUGAAGGACGCCUGGGACGCAACUUCGUCGGAAGAAGAGGAGGAGGAGGUGUCUGAAUCCCAGACGAAAGCCGAAGUCAAAUCCGAAGUCAAGGCCGCCCCGGCCAAGAAGAGGGAGCCUGCAAAGAAGGCUCCCGCCAAGAAGGCGGAGUCGUCGUCGGAAUCUUCGUCCUCCGAGGACUCCGACUCGGAGGAGGAGUCGAGCGAGGAGAGUAGCGACAGCGAGGACGACAAGUCGCACUCGAAAGAGAAGGUCCUGCAGAGGAUACAGAAACAAAGAGAGGAAGCCGAGAAGAAACGGUCCGUGGACCACCUCCGUUCUCCGGUCAUCUGCGUUCUCGGUCACGUCGACACCGGGAAGACCAAGAUCCUCGACACGAUCCGGCAUACGCAUGUUCAAGACAGCGAGGCCGGCGGCAUUACGCAGCAGAUUGGAGCGACCAUGGUACCCCUGGAUGCCAUCAAGGAGCAGUGUAAAAUGGUCAAAGAGUUCACGUCCAAGCCGCUGAAUAUUCCUGGCCUGCUGAUCAUCGACACCCCUGGUCACGAAUCUUUCAGCAACCUGCGGUCGAGAGGCUCGUCCCUGUGUGACAUGGCGAUCCUGGUGGUGGACCUGAUGCACGGCCUGGAGCCGCAGACCAUUGAGUCGCUGAACAUGCUGCGUUCCCGCAAAACACCCUUCGUGGUGGCCCUAAACAAGGUGGACCGGCUGUACGACUGGAAGGGCAACCGCAACAAGGACAUCACGGACGUGCUCAAGUCGCAGUCGCGCAACACCAAGCUCGAGUUCGAGGAGCGCACCCGGGAGGUGGUGCUGCAGUUUGCCGAGCAGGGGCUGAACGCAGCGCUCUUCCACGAGAACCAAGACCAGCGGACGUUCAUCUCGCUGGUGCCCACGUCGGCACUGAGUGGGGACGGCAUGGGCAACCUCAUCAGCCUCAUCGUGGACCUGACGCAGAACAUGAUGGCCAAGCGCAUUGCCUUCUCUGAGGAGCUGCAGGCCACCGUCCUGGAGGUGAAGGCCAUUCCGGGACUGGGCACGACCAUCGACGUGAUCCUGGUGAACGGUUACCUCCGGGAAGGCGACACGAUGGUGCUGGCGGGCCACGACGGGCCCUUCACCACCCCGAUCCGGUCACUGCUCAUGCCCCAGCCCAUGAAGGAGCUCAGGGUCAAGAACCCCUACCAGGAGUAUAAGGAGGUCAAGGGGGCGCAGGGGGUCAAGAUCGCAGCCAGGGACCUGGACAGGGCCAUCGCGGGGCUCCAGGUGCUCAUCGCCCACCAUCCGGAUGAGGUCGAGGUGCUCAAGGACGAAGUGUCUCGAUCUCUGAAGGAAGUCAUGAGCGGGUUCAAGCUGUCAGAGAGGGGCGUCUACGUUCAGGCGUCCACGCUAGGUUCUUUAGAGGCCCUCCUCGAGUUCUUGAGGGUCUCCAAGAUUCCGUACUCUGGCAUCAGGAUAGGUCCGGUGGUCAAGAAGGAUGUCAUGAAGGCCUCCAUCAUGUUGGAACAUGAUACCCAGUACGCGGUGAUCCUGGCCUUCGACGUAAAGGUUGAGCGGGACGCCCAGGAGCUGGCAGACUCCCUGGGGGUGAGGAUCUUCCAGGCGGACAUCAUCUACCACCUGUUCGACAAGUUCAUGGCCUACCGGGAGGAGCUGCGCCAGAAGAAGCGGGACGAGUUCAAGUCGGUGGCGGUGUUCCCCUGCAAGGUCCGCAUCCUGCCCCAGUUUGUGUUCAACUCGAGGGACCCCAUCGUGGUGGGGGUGUCCAUCGAGGCCGGCGUGGUCAAGGAGGGCACCCCGCUCUGCGUACCCUCCAAGGAUUUCCUGGAGAUCGGGACGGUGACGACGAUAGAGGUGAACCACAAACCCAUCGAGAGCGCCCGCAAGGGCCAGGAAGUGUGUCUCAAGAUCGAGGCCCUGGGCGGCGACGCACCCAAGAUGUACGGCAGGCAUUUCGACCACACGGACUUCCUCGUCAGCAAGAUCACGAGACAGUCCAUCGACGCCUGCAAGGAGUAUUUCCGCGACGACCUGAUCAAGACGGACUGGCAACUUAUGGUGGAACUCAAGAAGCUGUUCCAAAUCCUAUGAUCUACCCACUUGAUGCAAAGUGAACUUUUUUUUUUGUUUCCUCGUUGCAUCGCAUCGACGAAAUUCCGCGGCAAGAGUGGAAGAGAGAGUCUGACUGGGGCGCCUGGUGAAUGAUGCAAGGAGUGUGUUGUGCAAGGACUCGACGGAGCGGCCAAAAGAACCGUCGACUAUUCUCGAGAGGCCGGCUUUUGCUACCGAUCGUACUAUAAUGAACUUUAUUAUUAAAAAGCGCCGCAAGGCAACGACACAACGCUUCGUUUGCCAUACUGCGCUUCUGUUUUGAGAAUUGUUUUUGUGGGUGUGCGAGUUUCAAGAUGUGCGGCGACGCGGAGGCCAGCUUGUUGGCACAGAAGGAAACGAAGGAUACUGUGCGCUCCAUUUCAUGGGCACUGUGCUACAUUUUAUGGUGUUACGGAGGUCAACCUGGUCGUACUGAAAAGAAGAAAAACAUUUUUCUAGACUUUUUAAAGAGCUCUGUGCCGCAGUGUUGUAGGUGGAAGUGCUCGUCUGUGUGAGGCAUGCUCGUAUCUUCAUAAGCACUGCAUGUAACUCCUGAAUUGGAGUAAUUAUCUCUUUCGCAUUACUUUGUGCAGUAGCCUUUUGUUUUUUUAAUGGUAACUUGCAGCACUGUUGGGUUUGGUUCAGCUUGUAAAAGGCAACCCAAUCCGGACUGGUGAAGAAAUAGGCUUGUUACACAAAUGUGCUCGAGGACUAAGUUAAGAGUUCAGGGGAAGCUCUUCCCACCUCUCCACUAUUGCAGAGCAAAUGCUGGAGAGGUCACCCCCUCUUCAGCAUUUGCACUGCGAAAGUGGUGGCAGAAGUCCCAGCAACCUCUCACCGACUCUAGAGUUUUAAAUAGCUUUCUGCGCUUGCCUUCUCUUAUUGCAGAUCAGCUAAUUAUGAUUCACAAGUACACUACAAUCUGUGGCCGCAGGUAAUUUAGUCGAACGCUUGUGCCCAACUAAGACUAUUGUCAAAUCUUUUACUGUCCAUCUUUUUGUUCGCAUCGUAAAUUUUUGGUACAGCAAGAAUAAUGCAUAUGCUGGAGUACAGCCACGUCUAUUCAAAUGUGCUCACUUUUUUCUCACAUGAAAGGCAAUUGUAACGGCUCGAUAAUGAGGUUUCCUUAAAGUAAUAUGCCGGCGGCAAGCACAGUGCAACAGGCCCACUGUGACACACUUUUAAGACUUGCAAGAUUCUGAAAAAUUGCCACAUAUAUACAUAAAAUAUUUCCCCCCUUCUUUUUUUAGCGAUGAGCGUCUGCGGGACGUUUUCAGAUGCUGUUUCUUGAAAUGCUCCCAAAAAAGGUUUGAAGAAUGCGAAGCGGCAGGUUCAGCUGCUGAAAAUGCCCUCUUGUAUUGCAAGGUAUUACGGGUGAGACAGGGAAGGUUUACAGUGUUGUGAAAACAAGGAAAUAAAUUUAUCUCUCGUAAGCUA